GAAAGGGUGGACUGGACCUGCAGGCGUCUCGACAGGCACUAAAGACCGUCUCAACCUUGAAAUACCAGCAACAGCUGCGGGGCAUGGAGCGCCUGUCCCAGAUGGCCGGAAGAAGAGCUUGGUGUUCCGAGGAUUCUGCACUUGGCCAGGAAGAAGAGGACAUGAGCAGGCCUUCUAAAACAGUGACAUUCAAGGAUGUGGCUGUGGACCUCACCCAGGAGGAAUGGCAGCAAAUGAAGCCUGCUCAGAGGGAUUUGUACCGAGAUGUGAUGCUGGAGACCUACAGCAACCUAGUGACCGUGGGUUGUCAUGUCACCAAACCAGAUGUGAUCUUCAAGUUGGAACAAGAAGAGGAGCCGUGGGUGCUGGAGGAGGAGAUGUUUUGGAGACGCUCUCCAGAAGCUGCAAGAGGAGGAAUGAAGAGUUUUCUCUCUAAGGACAUGGCCAAGGACCUGAAGUUCGAGGAUGUGGUCAUUUACUUCUCUCUGGAAGAGUGGGAGUGCUUGCACCAUUCCCACAGGAAUCUGUACCGAGCUGUGAUGUUGGAUAAUUACAGCAACCUGCUUUCACUGAGUCUUGCCAAUAGGAAGCCACGUGUGGUCUCCCUUCUAGAGCAGGGGAAGGAGCCCUGGAUGGUUAUGAGGAAUGGGACAAAAGUGUGGCGUGCUGAUUGGGAGUCUACGACAGAAACCAAGAACUUCCUUCCAAAGGACAGUUCCAAAAUUAAAACAUCACAACAAAAGAUGGCAAAAAAACGUACACGCCCCAGCCUUGAGGACAGCAGGGCCAGAGGUAACAGAGAGGUCACAUGCGAGUUGGAGAGUCAGCAGGUCCAUGAGGAGCGACACUUGAGACAAGCUGUGGUACCCUCUGUCGAGAGGCCUGGUUCCAUCCAGUGCACAGCCCAUAGGGAGGCUCACCCUGGAGGAAAACCCUGCAUGUGUGAGAAAUGUCAGAAAAUGCCCGUGCGCAAGGCACCUCCCAGUGAACGUGGGCAAAGUCACAGUAAGGAAAAGGGCAGUGAGUUCGCACAAAGUGGGAAGGUCUUUAGCUGCACGUCAGACAUGGCAGUGCACCAAAGACCUCAAGAAAGCCGAAAAGGCAGUGAGAAUAAGAAAAGCGCCCUCCCUUGUGGCUCUGACACCCCGAAACCUCCAAGUGCUCAGGGCAGUGAGAGGCCGCACAAGUGUAAGGAGUGUGGGAAGGCCUUCCAGACGCCCUCCCAGCUCAGUCACCAUCAAAAGCUGCAUGUAGGUGAGAAGCCCUUCAAGUGUGAGGAGUGUGGGAAGGCCUUCCCCUCGAACGCCCAGCUCAGCCUCCACCAGAGAGUUCACACCGACGAGAAGUGCUUUGAGUGCAAGGAGUGCGGGAAGGCCUUCAUGCGCCCCUCGCACCUGGUCCGGCACCAGCGCAUCCACACCGGGGAGAAGCCCCACAAGUGUAAGGAGUGUGGCAAGGCCUUCCGCUACGACACCCAGCUCAGCCUCCACCUGCUCACUCACGCUGGGGCCAGGCGCUUCGAGUGCAAGGACUGCGACAAGGUGUACAGCUGUGCCUCCCAGCUCGCCCUCCACCAGAUGACACACACCGGAGAGAAGCCCCACAAGUGUAGGGAGUGCGGGAAGGGCUUCAUCUCCGACUCACACCUUCUUCGCCAUCAGAGUGUUCACACUGGUGAGAAGCCCUACAAGUGUAAGGAAUGUGGCAAAGGCUUCCGUCGUGGUUCAGAGCUUGCCCGACAUCAGAGAGCCCACUCUGGUGAUAAACCCUACAAGUGCAAGGAGUGCGGGAAGUCCUUCACUUGUACCACCGAGCUCCUUAGACACCAGAAAGUCCACACUGGUGAUAGACCCCACAAGUGCAAGCAGUGCGGGAAGGCCUUCAUUCGCAGGUCAGAGCUAACCCAUCAUGAAAGAAGCCACAGUGGGGAGAAACCCUACGAGUGUAAGGAGUGUGGGAAGACCUUCGGCCGCGGCUCAGAGCUCAGUCGACACCAGAAAAUCCACACCGGGGAGAAGCCCUACAAGUGUAAGCAGUGUGGGAAGGCCUUCAUUCGGGGAUCUCACCUCACCCAGCAUCAGAGGACUCACACGGGACAGAGGAGUGAGUGAGCUGCCUUCGGAAAACCCAUACAGUUUAAAAACCCUGUGGUGGCU
Molecule: messenger RNA, 2156 nt
Organism: Rattus rattus (black rat)
Lineage: Eukaryota; Metazoa; Chordata; Mammalia; Rodentia; Muridae
Gene: Znf568
Product: zinc finger protein 568
Exons: 8
Coding region: 84-2111 (675 amino acids)
Biological process (GO): regulation of transcription by RNA polymerase II
Molecular function (GO): DNA-binding transcription factor activity; RNA polymerase II cis-regulatory region sequence-specific DNA binding
Source: RefSeq, a predicted model, not a curated record